Sphaeroforma arctica JP610 is the source of this 342-nucleotide messenger RNA. RefSeq lists its product as hypothetical. Gene Ontology annotation, molecular function: acyltransferase activity. The record is from RefSeq and is a predicted model, not a curated record. The transcript has a single exon. The coding region runs from base 1 to 342 and encodes 113 amino acids. NCBI's taxonomy places the organism in Eukaryota, Ichthyosporea, Ichthyophonida.
AUGUCACUGUUCGCCGAUGGUUCUGGAGCGUUCGUUGUGGCGCCUGAAGGACAGUGGAGAAUACGUCAGGCGGGGUGCAACCUUGUUCCCGAUACCAAGCAUCUGCUGGGUAUGCGUCCUCAGGUGUACGGGCAGCCGUAUCGCAGCUGCUACACCAUGACUCUCCACUGGGAUGUGCCAAGCGCUCUGGGCGAGUACAUGGACUCUGGAAACGGCGCAGAGCUUCUAGAGAAGGUUCUGGGUGACCAUGCCAUCCAGGAGCAACUGCCCGCAUUGGCGGUGCACCCAGGGGGUCCCGCUAUCCUAACAAGGUGCUCAUUGCGAACCACAAGUUCCCCAUGA